Molecule: messenger RNA, 393 nt
Organism: Colletotrichum higginsianum IMI 349063
Lineage: Eukaryota; Fungi; Ascomycota; Sordariomycetes; Glomerellales; Glomerellaceae
Product: MFS monocarboxylate transporter
Exons: 2
Coding region: 1-393 (130 amino acids)
Biological process (GO): transmembrane transport
Cellular component (GO): fungal-type vacuole membrane
Molecular function (GO): transmembrane transporter activity
Source: RefSeq, a predicted model, not a curated record
AUGCUCCUUGCGCUCAUCAAUGCGGGUGCUGUGCCGGGCCGCUGGGUGCCGGGAUACCUGUCCGACCGACUGGGGCGGUUCAACAUGCUCAUCGCUACGAUCCUCGGGUGCGGCAUGUCCCUUGCCUGUCUUUGGCUCACGUCGGGAUCGAGUCCUGCCCUGCUUAUCGCCUUCGCGGUGGUGUUCGGCUUCUUCAGUGGCGGCAAUGUGAGCCUGGCACCGGUGUGUAUCGGACAGCUGUGCACGAUUGAGUCGUAUGGACGAUACUAUUCGACGGCGAAUGUGUUGGAGAAAUCUUUUAACCAGUCGCAGGGGAGCUUCCGGAACUUGAUCAUCUUUACCAUCGUCAGCUACGCAGCAAGCUUUAUCUGUCUUAUUAUUGCCAUAUUGUGA